Molecule: messenger RNA, 5160 nt
Organism: Astyanax mexicanus (Mexican tetra)
Lineage: Eukaryota; Metazoa; Chordata; Actinopteri; Characiformes; Acestrorhamphidae
Gene: nrarpa
Product: NOTCH regulated ankyrin repeat protein a
Exons: 1
Coding region: 302-640 (112 amino acids)
Cellular component (GO): cytoplasm
Molecular function (GO): phosphatase regulator activity; protein binding; enzyme inhibitor activity
Source: RefSeq, a predicted model, not a curated record
UAUAUAUAUAUAUUUUUUUUUUUGUGUGUGUGUGUGUUGCCUGGAUUUAAUUAUUUUCACACAUAUAUCUUUAUAUAUAUAUUUUUUGGAUUUAUUAGCCAUUUUAUUCCAUUUGCACACCGAGUGUGUCGUUUUUGUCCUGUUUUUUUGGGGAUAUACAGUCGCACAGUCUCAUCACCGACGGACCGACCGACCUGCCGACGGACUAAACUAAAGGGGGUGAAAAAGAGUGAGACAGCGUCCCAGGUGGAGAUAUAGAUCCAGGUGGAGAUCCGGCCAGAUCACCCCGGAGUUCUGCACCAUGAGCCAGGCGGAUAUAUCCACUUGCUCCGCGCCGCAGAGAGUUUUCCAGGAGGCGGUGAAGAAGGGAAACACCAAGGAGCUCCACUCCCUCCUGCAGAACAUGACCAGCUGCGAGUUCAACGUGAAUUCCUUCGGUCCAGAAGGUCAGACAGCUCUCCACCAGUCUGUUAUCGACGGAAAUCUGGAGUUAGUGAAGCUCCUGGUGAAGUUUGGAGCAGAUAUUCGACUUGCGAACAGGGAGGGAUGGAGCGCUUUACACAUCGCUGCUUUCGGGGGACACCAGGACAUCGUUUUAUACCUCAUCACUAAAGCAAAGUACUCCUCUGCAGCCAGGUAAAAAAACAAGAUAAACUGAUUUAAAAAGAGAGAAAGACUCAUAGACAGUAAGACAAGUUCCUGUUUGAACCCACAUCUCUGCCAAAUGGAGAGAAAAAGAAAAGAAAAGAGAGAUAGAGACAAUGGAGAAACAAAAAAGCAGAAGUUCCCUUAAAACCAAAUGGAGACUGAGAAAAGAUUGAGAAAAGGUGGGAGAGUUAUGAGGGUUAUGAAAUAGUAGAAAUUGGGCUUUUAAUAGCUUUUAAUUAAAACAAAACAAAACAAUAGCUAACUAACUACAUGCCAUGCCACGAUGAUGAUAUCAUCCUUAUAGCAAAGAAAAGAACAUGGAACAAAUCAAACGUUUAUAUACAUAAAACGUCCUGUUUCAUAUUGUAUUUGGGAUCGUGGAGAGAGACAUAGACACACCGAGAGAGAAAGAAAAUAUAAAUAUAUUAUAUACGUAUAUUUUUGUGCGUUGGUACUAAAGCUUUGCUUUUUUUUUCUCUGUAUGAGUGUAUGGUGUCUGUAUGUGUGUGUGAUGCAUGUGUUUAAUGUGAGUGUGAUGUAUGUAUAUAUGUGUGUGUGUGUGUGUUAGUUAGUUAGUUUGCUAGCUAUGUAUGUAUUAUAUAGUUAGUUAGCUGGCUGGCUGGCUGAAAACAUACAAAAACAAAAGUUUAGGGACUCUGAAUCAGAACUGAACUGAACUAUAGGGGGCACAUAAUAAAUAUCGCAUAGAAUAAGAAUAAUAAGAACCUGCGCUGCUUUUUUUAUACCCCUUUUGCGCCAAGCCCCGCCCACUUCGCGCAAGGAUUGGCUAGGUAAGCAGGCCGUCGUUCUAGAGCGCGCCGUUAGCCAAUCAGCAUGCGGGUGGGCGCCUCCUUCUGCAAUAUGCUGGGAAAAACUAAAAACUUGCUAAAAACUAGCUUGGUUGCUAAUAAUCUCUCUUUUAUUUAGUUUGAUGUGUUUGAAAUGUAAGAAAUUCUAUAUAUAUAUAUAUAUGUCCAAUGAAAAGCAUGUAUCUCCAUUUUUGUUGAUUUUUUUUUUUAGAUUUUUCUACAUUACAUUGCAUUGCAUUUGGCAGAUGCUUUUGUCCAAAGCGACUUACAAUAAUGAUGUUUGUCCAAAUUUCUUAAUCAAUGGACCAAUAAAAACUCUCCAAAAUUUUGAAAAAAAAUUAACCCUUUUUACACUGACCUCUAUUGAAAGUGGAAGUGACUUACAAUGAUACUUUUUGUCCAAAUUUUUGAUCAGUGGAUCAAUAGAAAAUCUCAAAAAAUGACCUAAAAUUAAUUCUUUUUACACUGACCUCCAUUGAGUUUUUAAAGUUUUCUCUCCCGUAAAGUUGCUGUUGUUUUCAUGUCUUUCUUUGGACAUAAAUAUACAUACUGCCUUCUUAUAGUGAGAUAGUCUGGGCAUUAAGGCAUUAAUUUAGCAUUUGUUGCAUUUCAGACACAGCCAACGUUGUGUUGACCUGUUACUCAGCUUUUGCUCACCAGUAUGACCAUAUUAUGACCAUAUCAUAUAAAAUUAUCUAUCUAAUCAUAAAAAAGAUGGCACUUGCUGGAAUAUUUGAUAUUUGGUUUGAAAGGGAAGACGAGUCUAGAAUGAAGGCCACCCUCUAGUUGGCUAAAACAAACUGUUUUUUAAAAUUACUGUUAUUUUAGAUAUAGCAUAUUUUGGCCACAUGCUUGUUAUAUAAUGAUUAUAUCCAAUGUUUGCAUUUUUAAAAGAGUCCAAUCUUGAUAGAUCAACUUAACAACUUUAAAGUGACCUAAUGUUGUUGUUCAGUACUGUACACAAUAGCUUUACUGUGCUUUUCCUACCCUGUAAGUGUAGUCCAAUGCCCAGCGCUCCCUCCUUGCAGCUUUCAGGCUACUAAAAUGUGUUACUAAAACAAAAAACAGCUGCUUUUAUUUUUGCUUUUGUAUCAGGAAAAAAAAUUCAAGAGUCACAUUUUGGAAUACACUUUAUAAUCGUAUAAUCUCUCAGUAUUUCUUUUCUCUUAUUUUUUAUUUUGUUAUAUUAUUAUAAACACCCUGGUCAUCACUGUGAAUGCAGGCUGGGUUCUUUGUUUUUUACUUUUUUUUUGCUGUUGUUUUUCUUUCUAUUUAUGAAGGUACAUUGAGAUGAUGAUGAUGAUGCUGAUGAUGAUGAUACAUUUAAAUUAUGUAUGUGGUUAUAAUUUAGUCUUUUUUAAUAGCCUAAGGAACUAAGCUGCUCUAGAUUUUUGUAGAGGCCUGAGGAAGAAGUCCUGUGUUGGAGAUUCAGCCUUGCAUACACAUAUACAUACACACACACUCAUAUAGCUUCCUGUUUUUUUAUUGUUUUUAUCUUGUUUUUAUCGUUUAUCUCAUUCUCUCAUCCUCAAUACACCCCGCACCCACAAUACACUCCCCACCCACCAUCCACCCACUGUAUGUUUGGAUCUCUGUAUCUUUAUACCAGCUACCUCGACUUGACUUUUUAAAACUUCUUUAUUUUAAAGUGUUCAACCAGUUUUAGUUUUAAGCCUACUGAUUCCUCCAGGGUCUUCUGUAGGACCUGACCUUCCUCGCUUUCCCAGCCUUUCCAAGCCUUUUUUAGCCCACUCUGGAGCCUUAAUGGAGCCAAUGGGGGGAUAUUAGAAAGCUAGAUGGGCUAUAAAUGUUGUUUUUUUAUUUUUUUAAGCUUAAAUUAGCUUUUUUAUUUGCCAUUUUAAUAUCACCUCCAUUUCUAUUGUUUUUUAGCAACCAAAAUUGAUUAAAUAGGCUCAGACUCUACUCUACUGGUUCAUUGAAACCAUUUGAUUUGAUGAAUUUGAUGAUUUGUCUUAGUCAUUUCCUUUCUUCCUCACUUCGUAAUGUUUUUAAUGUUCCUGUCUUCCACCUCCUUCACUCUUUUUCUCCUUUUUGUUUUGGUUUUUAAGUUUUUCACAUUGUUUUUAGUUUCUUGACUUACAAAAAGUGGACUGUAAUGGCAUGACUAUUAAUGCAGGGAGUUUUGUUGCACAAAAUAAUGAUGUGGAGCCUUAUACGCCCCCUAGUACCUGGUCAGGUAACUGCAGGAGCUUGAGGCUUUGAGGCUUGAGAAGGAGAGUUACUACUGAGCAGGAGGACUAUUAUUAUUAUUAGUACUAUUAUUAUUAUUAUUAACCUGAUGUGUUUUAAUGGAGAAGGCCACUAUGGACUGUUGUUUUGUGUGACUGAUUUUGCAGGGAAAUACAAGUAAAAGAUCUAAAGAUAUGUUAAGAGAGACAGAGUGAAAAAAAAAAGAGAGAGAGAGACCUGCCUUUAAAAGUCAUAGCACCCUAAUGUUUGUUUCAAUGCUGCUUUUAUUAUUAAUGUGUUUUAUUUUUUUAAAACAAUAGCCAACAGUGAGUGAAUGAAAGAGGACAAAUAUCAGUUAGAUGAUUCACAGAAACCUUUAAAUGGAAAGUCUCCCAAAUGCAGUGAGAGCAUGUACUGUAAGUGAGUAAAUGUGUGUGUAAGAUUGUGUGUGUGUAAAGGGGAGAGAGAGGAAGGGAGAGCGAGCGAGCGAGUCUUGCAUGCAUACCACUGUUUAACUGGUUGUUGCUAGGCCUGGGAAAGCCCUGCUUUAGACAGAGGCUAAUGAUUUCAAUGGUAUUAGAAGCAACUGAAGUAAAAUCCACCAUAAACGGACUGUUCCUAUUGGUUGAAACAGAGCAAAUAUGCAUCGCAUGGCUUAAACUUGAUAUUUUUACUCUUUUUAAAGAGAAAAAACAUUGCACUGAUGACUGUUGUUCAUUGGUUGGCGUCACGUCAACAUUUUAUGUUUUUCUAAAUAGAAAAAAAAGGAACACAACAAAAUACUAUUGUAUAAAAAAAAGCUCCAGGUUAUAUUGUUGUCUAUUUUGUUUGUGUGUUACAUUACAUUUGCAAAGAGGCCUGUAUCUCUGUGCUUGGGUGUACUUGUAUGUAUGUUUGUGUGUAUAUAUAUAUAUAUAUAUAUAUAUAUAUAUAUAUAUAUAUAUAUAUAUAUAUAUAUAUAUUAACGCUGAAAUCCCAGGGCGCUUUCUUUUUCGUAAAGUGCUCUCCUGAUGUUAAGAAAGGGGAAUAAUACAUUUGAUGGUAAGAUCAUUGUAACAGAAAUAAAAUUAAAUUGCACGAUGUUCGGCUGCUCUGCUCCUUUCUUGUCAUAACAUUUAUGGCAUGGGGGGCGGAGCAGCUCGCUAGGUGUAAGUGAAUAUUUAGAUUUUUUUUGUUUUUGCAGAUUUUAUUUUUUAUUUUAUUUUAUUUUAUUUUAUUUUUUCUGUCAUGGACCAAGCUCUGUGGCGUAUUGUGUCUCCAGUGAGCAAAAAAAAGUUUUUUGUUGAGUUUUGAGUGAUUUGAAUGCGUGUUUUUAUUUUUUCUUUCUUUUGAUUUUAGCUGUUUUUGUUUGAUUGUUUGUUUGUUUGUGUGCGUCCGUUUUAUUUGUGUUUUCUUUUUUGAAUGUUUGUAACACUGUGAUUUGUGAGUGGUCAGAUGACAGAGUGCUGUAAUAUGUUUUGUACGUUUGUGUACAAGCCAGUAAAGAAAUCAUUAAACCUUAUUGAAGGUGUGA